Molecule: messenger RNA, 918 nt
Organism: Hordeum vulgare subsp. vulgare (domesticated barley)
Lineage: Eukaryota; Viridiplantae; Streptophyta; Magnoliopsida; Poales; Poaceae
Product: transcription factor NAI1-like
Exons: 3
Coding region: 1-918 (305 amino acids)
Molecular function (GO): protein dimerization activity
Source: RefSeq, a predicted model, not a curated record
AUGGAGGACUCGAGCUUCCUGCAGUGGGCGAUAAACACGCUGGACCAGCACACCUUCCCCGCCGCCACCUCUCCAGUAUACGAUAUUGACAGCUUCCACUGCGGCGAGCAUACUGCUGACGCCUUCCCAUUGCAGCAGGAACUUCGCACCGCUCCCCAGCCUCUUCCUGGUGACAACCGGGAUAGCAGCUCCGGUGAUGUGGCGGUCUACGCCGCCGUCGCCAGACCUAGCACGCCAAUAAGCUGGAAGUCUAGCGCUGCAUUGACACAGUCGGCCACGAGAGGAGGACGUAAGCAUGCCCGCGCGAGAACAUCCGGGAGCAGCUUGCAGGGCUCCGCUACGUCGUCGACAUCGCCUGAUCCCGCCAGGGACCACGUAAUUGCAGAGCGCGACCGCAGGGAGAAGAUCAACCAGCGACUCAUGGAACUCUCCAGUCUUAUCCCUGGCCUCAAGAAGAUGAACAAGGCAACGAUUAUUGAGGAUGCGGUGAAGCACGUGAGAGAGCUCCAUGAGAAGGUGAAGAUCCUCGAGAACAACAACACACAUGCUGCCACAACCACCAUCUGCUCCGCUGUUCUUGUCCACAAGAACAGGCCCUAUCUAGGGGGGCGCACCAGCGACUACGGCAAAGUUGAUGUUAGUGAGCCGAGCCAGUUGGCAACAUGGCUUCCAGAGAUCAAGGUCUGGUUUUCAGAUAAGAGUGUGCUAUUGCAUAUCCACUGCGAAAACACAAAUGGAAUACUAGUGAGGGUGCUGGCAGAGGUGGAGGUACUCCGACUUGCCAUCACCCACACCAGCAGCAUGCCAUUCCUAUCCGACACCACCAUCAUCAAUAUUACCGCCAAGUUGGAAGAGGGGUUCAACUCAACAGUGGAGGAGAUGGUCAGCAGGUUGAACUCGGUACUGGAUCAACAUUAG